Molecule: messenger RNA, 1871 nt
Organism: Manihot esculenta (cassava)
Lineage: Eukaryota; Viridiplantae; Streptophyta; Magnoliopsida; Malpighiales; Euphorbiaceae
Exons: 2
Coding region: 219-1577 (452 amino acids)
Source: RefSeq, a predicted model, not a curated record
CUUUAUCCUUAAUAGCUACCUGUUGUACAAUCACAGCCAAACAAGUUAAAGAAGAUGGUAACUGUGGAUGAAAAUUAUACAGUCAAUCAAUGUAGAAGACUGAACAAUAUACUACAUUAUGACCAAGCUAAUGUAGUGGAAGAAAAUGAACAGGAGGAUGAUUAUUUUGAUGGAUCAGACAAUACAUCUCUUAAAGUUUGUGGGCUGUUCCCUCGGUUAUGCUUACAAAAUUCCUUUUGUCUUCUGAAUCCUGUACACGGAUGAGAAAACAAGCCCACUUACACAUUUCUUCAUCUAAUCUGAAGAAAGUUAACUCUUCAUAUGCUGCUCAUUGCAGUAAAACCGUCAGUGAGCAUGAUAAGGAUGCUGCACGCAAGCAAAGAUCAGCCGGUGCACUCCUAACGACAGGGUUGCAUGAAGAUAAGAAUGAGCUGAAAAAUGAACCAAAUAAGAUUGCUAAAAGAAAUGAUCAUCAGAAAUUGGACGGAUCGUCUCUAUACAAGCGUUUGCAGGGUAAUGAUGCAUCACCAUACCAAGGCAAAAUUUCUCAAUCUGCUGUUGAUGGAGAAAAAGGGGAUAUAGCGAUUACUGAUAAAUCUAAAAAUUCUGGGAUGAGCGGCUUUAAAGUAGAUAUAAAAGGUGGCAAAAUUUUCCGAGAAUUAUUGGCCAUAGAGAGUGAAGAGUGGGAAUCAACUUCUGCUAGUCCUACGGUUGAGAAAACUCUGUACAUAGAUUGUGUACAUAUGCUAAAACCUCAAAUUUCAAAUUCAAGUUCUACAGAUAUGAAAGGCAUAUUUGAUGGUGGAAAAGAUUCUGUCAAUGAUUCGUCACUUCAAGCUAUGAAGCAUGAUGAUGCUGUGGGCGAAAAGGGAAAUGUGAUAGCUGAAAGUCUGGAGUCUGCUGAUUCUUGUCUAUCGUCUGGCAGGUCAAUGCAUGAUGUCCAAAUAGUUUUGGUGGAUAAUUCCAGGCAAUAUCAAGACCUUAUAGGAACCUCUGUUACAACAGCAAGCCCAAAAGUGGAUGAGGAUAGGAAGAUUAAUUCAGAAAGACAAAUGGGUCAGAUAUCAGGCAAAGUGGAAAGUUGUCAUGGCCUUGUCCAGGAUCCUAUCAAGAUGACAAGCACAAAAGUGGCUGAUGAUAGAAAGGUUGAUUUAGAAAGCAAACAUCCGGAAAAAUUAAGUGAUCAAGAGACUUCUACUGGCUGCUACUCGCUACUACCUCUUCCCCCACCAUUACCAAAUUCUCCAUCGGAGUCUUGGCUAAAGCGAACUUUACCUGCAGUUUCCUCAAAGCACAUGUCUUUAAGGUCUACUCUAGGUAUGCAUGCUUAUCCUAGAGUUCAGGCUUCCAAAUUGGAUUCCCCUGAUCUUACAUGGGAAACCAUUGUCAAAACUUCAAAUGUACAACAUGGACAUUUGCGAUUUUCGGAGGUAAACUCUUUAAGUCCACCUACAUUAUUUUUCUCCAUUCAUUUUAGGCUCAAUUUAUGCUCACAACAUUCCUUAUUCUCUAUAUUAUCACUUAUCAGGAAUUGCUUACACCAAUACCUGAAGUUUAAACUGCAAGGCUCAUUUUAGUACAAUGGCUGAAGGAUAUGCUCUGCAGGAAUGCACAUUGUUUUGUGGUUUGCAUAGUUGUGAAGAACAUAAUCCAUCUUCUUGAUAUUUUCAGCCUCCAAAGUGCUUCAGUUUUUCAGAAUUGGUAUGUAUUGUAAUUGUAAAUCAAGAAAACCAGCCAAUUCUCUUCCACUAAUAAGAAAUUUGUGAUUAGCUAUUUUCUUGUAAAUCCUGUCAUUGAUCAUCCCAAGGUUUUUUCAUGUAAAGAGCUAUAUUUCUUGCUGUAAUAAAACAAUAAAAGGAGGCUGCUUUUGG